GGCAAUUGCACAAUUUUGCGCUUCACUUUUUUUAACUGCAAUAAACAUGCGAAAACGUUUAAUUUAGUUGGUGGAAAUUUGUUAUAGUUUUGCUGCUGUCGUCAUCUAGAAAUGUCGAAAGAACUCAGCGACGACGCUUCGAUAGCGUUCUUACGACCUUCGACCAUCGAACGUCUAUCAGUUCAACUUAACCCUGAAAAGCUCUUGCUUACUGACAACAAAAUUCUGAGAGAUUGGCGUGGAGUCUACGAAUGUUCUUGUAUCAAUGAUCGCCAUGUAUUUGAUCAAAUCAAAUAUUCGUCUGAUCCUUUCAAACACCUUCUUGAUCACUGGAAACAUUUCGAGAACGCGACGGUGAAAAACCUCUUCUUAUUUUUAUCUGAAAUGGACAGAUUUGAUGUGAUCGAUGAUAAUAAAGAAAGAAUUGCCGAGGAUAUUAAAUUUGCUGAUAAACUUCUCAGACAAAAGGGAUUUAGUGUUGGUAUGAUAGAAAAUGAGCUUGCUGGAUCAGAGAAGGUUUUAACCUACGACGAUAUUGCUUGCUUGAAGAGAGGGAAGAACUUGGCCAGAUACGAUGUGUUGAUUCUACAUGCAGCUGAGGACUCAGAAUUCACCCAGCUAAUGGUUCAGGAGUUAGAAAACCAGAAGAUAUCAGUCUGUCUCAGGGAUAGAGAUCUAGUAGUUGGCACAGUUGAAUUACAAGCUAUUACUAAGCUGAUCUCGGAACGAUGCAGCAAGGUCGCAGUUAUACUUUCACCAAACUUUUUUAGCAGUGCUGAGAACGCGUUCUACUCGAGUUUAGCGCAAACUGAUGCAAUCCAGACAAACCAGCGCAGCUUUCUUCCAAUCAUUUACAAGCCGGUCAAACUACCCUCUAGUAUAGACUCAUUAACUAAGCUUAGGGUUCACGGGAAUCCAUAUUUCUGGACUAAACUCUGCCGGAACAUUAAGGAGGACUGGACGGAGAACAGGAACCAUCCUCUCCCUCCUCCUAUACAGGAUACCAUCACAACUUCACAACCACAACCCUUCAGUUCUAAUCCCAUCACAAGAAGUAAUUCACCCGCCGCUACAAGUAGUACAUCAGCCGUUAAUAGUAGUUAUUUACCCGCCACUUCUAGUACACAAUCCCCAGCGGUAAAAAGCGGUUUUAGAAACAAUUUAAAAACUAAUUUCCUCCCGAGCACCGGUAAACUGAAGACGGGAGGAGGGUUCCUGAACAAAAUGUUGAAACCUGUUCGAAAUCUAGUGUCUGGUGGUCGGGAGCGUCCUGCAGUCACGGAGUUUAGUAAUGUUCUGUUCUCCGAGCAGAGUGAAGGAAGCAUUGUUCGAUUAAUAGAUUCAGCUCCAGAUGUUCCCUUGAAUGAGCCUGGGAAAGAGGAAGGAAGUGCAAAGUUGAAGAAUAGAAGAAAAAGCAAACAUGAAGCAUAUCAACAGAUAGCAUAGAGUCAAAUAAACUCAGGGUACAGGGUACAGGAUAAUAAUGAUGUUGAUAAUCAAUAAACCUUCAUUCCGUAGAAAUCUAGGCCGAGCAUUAAAUAAAAAAACGCCCAAGGACAGACUGCAGAGUGUGUAAGAAGAAGUAAAAACAAACCAUUGAAUCAACAUAAAGGACUAGGCGAUGAACUUGUAAUAACUGCAGCCUCAUAUGGGUUAUUGGGGACUGUAGAUGACUACCAAAAGACAAUAAAACAAAAAAUAUUAAAAAGACAAAUUAACUCUGUCGAUUUGCGUGAAUUUCCCACCUUUUUCUAAAGAUCUUAAAUAUAUGCCUGAUAUAAGUGCCUAACCUUACAUAUUUAACACAGUAUCUUUUGUUAAAAACAAGACGACUCAAAAGCACAAGCUACUAUGAAAAGAAUGUUGUCUCACAAAUAAGUGUUAUAGAAUUAUUUCUCAGCUGACAAACCCUUUGUAAUUUAUAAUAUUUAACGCAAAGUGACAAAUUAUAUCACUCCUUAGUUUCCCACAUUUUUUACUUCUGCCUAAAAAAAAAAUAUGUUCAGUCGAUUUGCGGUAAUAUCUUCUGCUGAAGAUCUUAAAUAUAUGUCGGAUAAAAUGCCUAAUUCAAAACUAUAUUUUUUGUUACAAACACGACGACUCAAAAGGAAACAAAUUUGCCUCUAAGUGAUACUUCUACGAUUUGUUUAGCUUUUUAUGAUGAGAUUGUGACAUGGUCAUAAGGCGCCCC
Molecule: messenger RNA, 2191 nt
Organism: Eurytemora carolleeae
Lineage: Eukaryota; Metazoa; Arthropoda; Copepoda; Calanoida; Temoridae
Gene: Myd88
Product: myeloid differentiation primary response protein MyD88
Exons: 10
Coding region: 112-1446 (444 amino acids)
Biological process (GO): positive regulation of canonical NF-kappaB signal transduction; innate immune response; MyD88-dependent toll-like receptor signaling pathway
Cellular component (GO): plasma membrane
Molecular function (GO): Toll-like receptor binding; TIR domain binding
Source: RefSeq, a predicted model, not a curated record